AUGCGUCAAAUAACCGCUCUAUCAGAAAUUCAAACAGGUGAAGCUACAAGUGAUGACUUGUUGGGUAUUUUAUUGGAAUCCAAUUUGAAUGAGAUCCGACAACAUGGAAAUAAGAACGGCAUGAGCCUUGAAGAAGUCAUCGAGGAGUGCAAGCUAUUCUAUUUGGCUGGACAAGAGACAACCUCAGGAUUGCUCGCCUGGACAUUAAUUUUAUUGAGUCAACAUUUUGAUUGGCAGGCUCGUGCCAGGGAUGAGGUUCUACAGGUUUUUGACAACAAUGAACCUGAUAUUAGUAAAUUAAAUCACCUCAAAAUUGUUACCAUGAUCCUUAACGAGGUUCUAAGGCUAUAUCCACCGGCAGCAAAUCUUUUUCGAAUGAUUCCCGAAGAAACUAAAUUAGGCGAACUAUCACUGCCCGAAGGAAUGUUCAUCUUUGUGGCCCCAAUCUUGCUGCAGCAGGACAAAGACUUGUGGGGUGAUGAUGCGAAGGAAUUUAAUCCAGAAAGAUUCAGUGAGGGAGUUUCAAAGGCUACAAAAGGCAAUCUCUCGUUCUUUCCAUUUGGUUGGGGACCUCGAACUUGCAUUGGGCAAAAUUUUGCUAUGCUGGAAGCAAAGAUGGCGCUGGCUUUGAUCUUACGGCGCUUUUCUUGGGAGCUUUCGCCGAGUUAUGCACAUGCUCCUCAAGUUGUGCUCACUCUUCAACCCCAGUAUGGGGCUCAGUUGAUCUUGAAGAAACCGUAA
Messenger RNA from Coffea eugenioides, 741 nucleotides. Its product is annotated as cytochrome P450 CYP72A219-like. Gene Ontology annotation, molecular function: monooxygenase activity; iron ion binding; heme binding. Bases 1 to 741 code for a protein of 246 amino acids. NCBI's taxonomy places the organism in Eukaryota, Viridiplantae, Streptophyta, Magnoliopsida, Gentianales, Rubiaceae. The record is from RefSeq and is a predicted model, not a curated record. The transcript has 2 exons.